Messenger RNA from Lactuca saligna, 1659 nucleotides. The record is from the annotation of a GenBank genome assembly. Lineage: Eukaryota; Viridiplantae; Streptophyta; Magnoliopsida; Asterales; Asteraceae.
AUGAUAUCCUCAUCAAGCAGCUUCUCCGGUUCCUACUCUUUCACCAAGUCCAACAUUGAUCAAGAAGGAUGGGUUAAAAGCAUGCGUAAAUCCAUCGUCGAACCCGAUGAUGAAGAAAUAUCUAAAAUUCCGCAAGUAGCGUUAGGUCCUUUCCACCAUUGGCGCGAGGAGGUAUACGACAUGCAAAAGUACAAGCUUGAUGCAGCACGACGUACCCAGAAAUUCAUGAAUACUAGCUUCGAAUACAUCGUGGAGUCGAUGAUGAAACAAGAUGAGGCUAGAAUCCGUGCUAGCUAUCAUAAAUUUCUUGAUAUGUCUGGAGAGGUACUGGUUUGGAUUUUGGCUGUUGACAUGGCGUUUUUACUGGAGUUCCUUCGCGUGUAUUCCAUGAAAGAACAACGUCGAACACUUGAGAAGGUUUCAUCCUCGAUGUCUCAUUUGGUGGAUGCCUCCGCGAAGAAACUGUCUCAUAUGGCGAUUCUUCGUGACUUGGUUAUGGUGGAGAACCAAAUCCCAUUGUUUCUGAUGAAGACGAUGUUGGAGCAAAAUCUUCGAGAUAAUGAAAAGAAAUCCGCAGCAGAGACUUUGAAGUUGAUGCUGAUGGGGUUGUACCACGAGCUUUCUCCAUUUAAAGAACAAGAGUUGCCUGAUAUUGACAUCGACGACUGCGAUCACCUUCUCGACUUUCUUUACCACAUGACUGUACCAAACAACAAAGAACUCCAUAUCGAAGCCAUAGAGGUAGAGUAUGAAGGUAUCACCGAGGAAACCGGAGAUGGUGAUCAUGAUAAAGAAUCUUUCGCAAAACCUAGUGAUCUUCGACAGUUCAUGGAUUUUGUCUGGAAAAUCCUUUCCAAAUCAAACGCUGCUCUCUUAAAGAUUUUCAAGAAAAUAAUUUUCAGCAAGCCAGUUACAGUUGUAAUGAAACUGCCAUGGAAGAUCUUGUCUAACCUUCCUAUACUCAAACUCUUCAAAGAACCCGUAGAAACCAUGCUUAGAAACUUUCAUGGUGGAGGAGAGGAGAAAUCAAAAGACGAUAGUAACGAUUCCAAGGUGCCACUAAUAGAGGAAAUAAAGAUCCCGUCAGUCACCGAAAUGGCAAAAGCUGGGAUCAUAUUCUCACCCAUUAACGGCGGAAUCUUUGGAAUCAGCUUCGAUAACACAACAUCCACACUAUACCUCCCAGUAGUCAAUCUGGACGUAAACACAGAAGUUUAUUUGAGAAACUUGGUAGCAUACGAAGCCUGUGUUGCGGCGGGGCCAUUGGUGGUGGCCCGUUACACCGAGUUAAUGAACGGAAUAAUCGAUACUGAAGAAGACGCAAAGCUUUUGAGUAAAAGAGGGAUAGUUUUGAACCACUUAAAGAGUGAAAAGGAGGUUGCGGAUUUAUGGAAUGGCAUGAGCAAAUCUGUGAAAUUAACUAAAGUUCCGAAAAUGGAUAAAGUUAUUGAAGAUGUGAACAAAAGGUAUGCUAAAACAUGGAGAGUGAAAUUGUCUAAAUUCAUGAAGAAGUAUGUGUUUGCAUCGUGGAGGAUUCUCACUUUGUUGGCUGCUUUGUUUCUGUUGUUGUUGUCAACUGUACAAGCUCUGUGCUCUGUGUACAGCUGUGCUCGUGUGGUCAAUCAGCUACCAGAAAUACCUGAAGGGACUGUGGAGUGA